Molecule: messenger RNA, 1983 nt
Organism: Dichotomopilus funicola
Lineage: Eukaryota; Fungi; Ascomycota; Sordariomycetes; Sordariales; Chaetomiaceae
Product: cleft lip and palate transmembrane protein 1-domain-containing protein
Exons: 2
Coding region: 1-1983 (660 amino acids)
Cellular component (GO): membrane; endomembrane system
Source: RefSeq, a predicted model, not a curated record
AUGCCCGCCGAAACCGGGCAAGCGGGCGCAGAGCCUGCGCGCCAGGAGGGUCAAAGUUCCAUAUUUCGUACCGUUUUCCAGGGCAUCGCAAUCUACAUGGGCAUUCAAUUCGUAAUGAAGCAGUUCAUUGGAGGCCCUCAGACAACAACGGUCAAAGACGCGAGCGGCAAAACUGUCCAGGUCGCGACCUCGAGCAAUGUCCCGCCGUAUAGCGAACGACCAGCGAGCUUGAACGAGGGUGCCACAUACAACCGGAUCCCCCAGUCGCUCGGCCCCAUCUGGCCCGACAACAGCGUCGUCGACAUUAUCGUGACCGUCUCGCCCUCAUUUGGUCUCACCCCGCUCAAAGACUUGCCAGAGGAUGGAACUGUACUAGAGGAGAAGGAGUUUCGGAUUGGGAACUGGAGCGACAAGCGCGCUGCGGAGCGCACCAUCUAUGUCCCGACUCCCGUUCAACACAAUGGCACACUCUGGGGUCACUUUUACGUCGGUCUCUCGGGCGCCCUUCUGGACCCUACCCAGAAGGGUUACGACCCGGCCUCGGCUUACCAUUUUGUCUAUCCCCUGACGCAGCACAUCCCCAAGAAGAAGGAAGCCAAGACGAGGAGCCUUUUGUCGGAUGCUCCCCAGGUGGAAGAGCCGGUGUCCGAAGAACCCGAACAGGCCGGCCCAAUCAUCGCAAAUUACUACCACCCCAACAUCUCGCUGUCCUUCAUCCCGAACACUGGCGUUGUCUCUUACCCCCAGUCGCACCCUGCCGUCCGCCAAUUCCUACGCCUUGAGGCAACGGGCGCGCGUGAUGGGACUGGCCAGAACUCGUGGUACUACCCGAUCCUCUACGUCAACACAUUCUGGCAGCUUAAGACGCACAUGACCAUUCUGAAUGAUACGGUCAAGACCUUGCCUAUUCGCGUGGACCUCAACAACCUAGCGGAGUGGAAGUUCAAGACCAUGGCCUCUAUCGACAUGAGCGGUAAGGAAUCUGCGCGCCAGGCUGCGUACGGACACUCGUUGCCGGGAGGCGGCGACGGCAGCGAGAUCGAGAUGAUCAAGGAAAUAUUCAUCGACACGAACCCGAUUCUGCUCGGCAUCACCGCGGUGGUCAGCGUUGCGCACAUGAUUCUGGAGACGCUCGCGUUCGGCUCCGACAUUGCGCACUACCGGAAAAAGAAGGACAAUGUGGGCAUUUCGGUCCGGUCCAUUCUGGCCAACGUUUUUAUGCAGACGGUUAUCUUCCUGUAUCUGAUCGACCAGUCGCAAAACACCAGCUGGAUGAUUCUUGGUGGCCAGGCCAUCGGCAUCCUGAUCGAGCUCUGGAAAAUCACCACGGUGGUGAACGUGCGUGUGCGGCCAGCCCCACCUGGGUCGCUCAUCCCCUACUACGUCUCCUUCGAGGACAAGCACAAGCUCAGCGAGACGGAGGAGAAGACCAAGGAGUACGAUGAAAUCGCGUUCAAAUACAUGUACUGGGCCGGCAUACCGCUGCUCCUCGCGUACGCGGUCUACUCGCUCUUCUACGACACGCACAAGUCCUGGUACUCGUACGUGAUCACGACGCUGGUCGGUUCGGUGUACGCAUACGGGUUCCUCAUGAUGGUCCCGUCGCUGUACAUCAACUACCGGCUGAAGAGCGUGGCACACAUGCCAGGCAAGGCCAUGAUCUACAAGUUCCUCAACACCUUUAUCGACGACCUCUUUGCUUUCACCAUCAAGAUGCCCUUCUUGCACCGCCUCGCGACCUUCCGCGACGACAUCAUCUUUUUCAUCUAUUUGUAUCAGCGGUGGGCGUACAAGAUUGAUUACACUCGGGUGAAUGAGUUCGGCCAGGGUGGUGAGGACGAGGAGGAGCCGGAGAAGGAGGCCGCGGACAAGAAGGUAGAGAAGAAGGGUGAAAAGGAAACGAAGGCUCUGCCUGCUGGAUCCGUGGAAAACACCGCGACAACCACGGGGGCUCAGGCACCCAAAGCUACUAAGAGGAAAUAG